CCAGUCGUCGACCCGUCAAGCGCCGCGCCCACAUCGACGCCGCGGCAAACGUUUCAAGCGAGAGUGAAACACGCGCCGCAUACCAAUCCAUCCCCGUCCAUCCCAAACAUUUCUACUGUCACCAUUCACCGCGUCUGCACGCCCGCCCUCAAUUCGCUAUUUAGAUCCAUCGCCCUCUGCGUGCUUGUCGCAUCAUUCUUACUUCUGAGAGCAUUACGAACAGCAGCAACAAUGGCCGCGGUAGUGGGCAAAUAUGCGGCCAACAAGUUUCUCCAGAAGCACAUGAAGCAGUAUGAGAACAAGGCUGUCGAGAGCGGAGCGGACCCGUACUUUGCAAUGAUUGAAGAUCCCCGGAGGCCUGGCAAACUCAAGAAGGUCAAGAAGCAGAUUCCAGACUACAUUCCCGAACGCGACGCCGAAGUCCUAGCAGCCGUUCGUCGACGAGCAUAUCGCCUGGAUUGCUGUCUCUUCAGCCUCUUCGGUAUAAGAUUCGGCUGGGAGUCCGUCAUUGGCCUCAUACCCGCCGCAGGUGAUGCAAUCGGAGCUGUACUUGCACUGCUCGUCGUCAAGAAGUGCUUGCAAGUUGAAGGUGGUCUUUCGAACGGCCUGAAAGCUCGCAUGCUGAUCAAUAUCGUCCUCGAUUUUGCAAUUGGACUCGUCCCCUUUGUCGGUGAUCUCGCAGACGCCGCAUUCAAAUGCAACACCAAGAACCUUCGCCUCCUUGAGAGACACCUCGAUGAAAAGUACAAGCCUCAAGCCCUUCGAAAGGACGAGCGAGACUUUCAGGGCAUCGAUGGAGAGAAGAGACGAUCGAAUCGGAAGUCAGGCAUUUAUAUGCCGAAUGACCCUCCGCCAGCUACAGCCUUCGAAGACAGCGAUACAGAAGAGGAGCGUGGAUGGUUCUCUGGUGGUGGCAGAAGUCAGCAAGCUCCUCGUCGUGCAGGCAGUCGGCGUGAGCAUAAGUUGGACACAAGACAGCAGCGACAGGAUACAGGCAGUGUCAGAAGAUGA
Messenger RNA from Pseudocercospora fijiensis CIRAD86, 1011 nucleotides. RefSeq lists its product as uncharacterized. The coding region runs from base 232 to 1011 and encodes 259 amino acids. The record is from RefSeq and is a predicted model, not a curated record. The transcript is spliced from 3 exons. Lineage: Eukaryota; Fungi; Ascomycota; Dothideomycetes; Mycosphaerellales; Mycosphaerellaceae.